AUGGAUGGUGUCAAGCUAAACCAAACAAGCGUGGAAUUUCCUUUCACGGUGGGCGCGGAUCUGCAUUCCACCCUUCAGAUUGUCAACACCGCCACCAAGUCAAGAGCCAUCCGGAUCACGCCAGGGAGAUCAAAAGAGUACGCGGUUGAGAGGGGGUGCACGAUCCUGCUGCCGCCCAAUGCAUACGUGGAGAAAGGAGUGACAUGCCCGGCCUUCCCCCGCAAGCCCUUCUGGUUCCCCUCCGACUCUUUCACCUUUGAUGCCUUCGCCACAAUCGAAGAGCUAGCCGAGCGCAACGAGAUGCUCUAUGCUGCCCGCGAGCGAGCCGCACAGCUGGCGGAAGAUGUGAAACUCAGGGAGGAUGCGAUCAAGGCCAUGGCGAUAUCCCAGGCGGAAUCUCAGGUGAAUUCUCAGGUGGAGGCGCAGGUGGACGCUCCGGGGAGCUUACUGUUCCCUGGCAACCGGCAGCGAUUGGACGAACUGGAGAUGGAAAGGACGGUCCACCGGAGGGAGAAGGCGGCGUGGGAGGGCAGGGAGGCGGAGCGGCGCGAGGAGAAGGUGACGUGGAGGGAGGAGCGGGCGCGGUGGGAGGCGGAGCGAGCGGGGUUGCAGCGGCAGAUGAGGGCGCUGAGAGCGGAGAAGGUGGAGCUGGAAGGGAAGUUUGGACAGCUGCACGCGGCGCUCUGUGAGGGGGGCCUAUCUGAAACUUCCAACGUGUCCACUCUUACAGAUGACUGUGAUUCCUCCGAUGCUGACUCAGCAUCGAGCAGCGCGCAUGCCACAUCAGCAGAGUCAGGAGUUCGGUCUGUGGAGCAGACAGGGGAGUUGACUGAGUCAACGGGGUCAAACGAAUUCAAGGGGCAAAUUGAGAAGAGGGUGGGAGAGCAGGGGCAGGGGGAGGGUGAGGAGCAACAGCAGGAGCAGGAACAGGGGAGGGAUGGGGAGACGGGCGGAGUAAAGAAGUCAGUGGCAGGGGUUCGGUGGGAUAUGCUGCGGUUGGUGGCAAGGCACAAGCAGGCUAUGAGGGAGGUGGAAGAAGAGUUAAAGGAGAAAGAUGAGAAAAUCAGAGACCUUGGAAAGGCGAUCUGUAUGAUUGAGGAUAGGGAGGAGAAGAGAGAGGAAGAGAGGAGGAGAGAGGAGAGUGUGUUGAGGCUUCGAUUGGAGGAGAAGGAGAGUGCAGUGCGGGAGAGGGAGGAGAGGGUGUGUGAGUGGGAGAGAAUGGUGGAGGAGAGGGAGGAGGAGGCGCGAGUGUGGGAGUGUAAGGUGGUGGAGCGAGAGGGGAGUGUGCUGCAGAGGGAGGAGAGAGUGAGGGAGGAGGAGGGGAGGUUGCGGCAAUGGGAGGAUAGGUUGCAGGAGAGGGGUGGGAGGGUGGAGGAGUUGGAAGGGGAGGUGGAGAGGUUGAGAGCGGUGGUGAGGGAGAGGACGGAGGAAGGCGCUGCUAUGCAACAGGCCAUGGAGCGAUUGCAGAUGCAGCUGAUUAACUCGGGAGAGGCAGCACAAGCACACUCCUUAGAACCCCAGAUGAAGGUGCAGAUGCAGGGACUCUCCCCUAUGCACCACCUCUCCUUGCAAGCAGACCCACCAUCAGGCACAGGCCAUGCCAACGGCAUAGCUACGCGGAAGGAUUGGGGGAUGGGAAGGACUUGUGCGGCAAGCAAGGGGGAGAUGCGCAGCCCGCUGUAA
This is a messenger RNA of Closterium sp. Yama58-4, 1683 nucleotides long. Lineage: Eukaryota; Viridiplantae; Streptophyta; Zygnematophyceae; Desmidiales; Closteriaceae. The record is from the annotation of a GenBank genome assembly.